UAUGGCUUUUAAAUGAUUGAGUUCUCAGACGCAGUCAGCGAUGAUGUGGAAUGCAAACUACAGUUAGCGGCCUAAGAAUGUCUCUUAUUGUGCAUACGAUCUAGUUUCAAAAACUAUGCACCCGCCUAACGCCAUACAGAUUAGAUUGAUUUUCCAUCUUCACCAACACGGUUGUGUGAGAUGAUGACCUCGAUGACGGCUCGUGACACUAGGGUCGGGUUGCGCAGGCGAAUCGGCCUUGGCGCGAUUGUCUUGACGAAUCAGGAUAUCGCGAAGUCGGUUGUCGCGCUCCGCACGCUGUCUCUGCGGAAUAGGCACCAACGAGAACAGACUUGGUUCGACCGUCAGGUGUUGAACGUCUUCUUUACCGACCCUCGAGAGGUAACGACAGAGGUAGCAGCUGGCGUUGAUACGUCUGCACUCGAAGUCGAGCCAGAGGAUAGUCAUAGCGUUUCCAAGGAAACUACAUCAUAUGAUAGCGAGGACGCUUCUCGAUCGGGACAAGAACUAGUGCUACUGCAAGAUGCGAAGGUUGUGGACAAGCGGCGACAGCCCACCAUGGGCAUGGCGCAAAGUGACUACCUGCUAGCAAAUAAGAAAAAAAGCGCACAUAGUCUGACUCAAAAAGAGGAAGCGGGAGCGGCUCCUGAAAGCUUGGUACCAGCUGGAGCGGUGGACGGAGCUACGCCAGGUAUAUUUGUGAGUAGACAUGAUCACUUUGCAUUUCGGUAGUUUUUCGUUUAUCAUGUGUACUGCAUGUUUUGGUUUCGAUUUCCAACGUCACGAUUCGUUGCGGUUCAGAUUACUUCUGGUGGUUCAGAAUGGUUACCUUCGGGUGCAUGAUUAAGGCUCUUUCGAUCGCGUCGUCGCUAUGCACACAAUUCGCUCCGCUGCCGGAGGUGACUCAGAUGCGGGAACAAAAAAAGACAGGAAGCAAAGAAGCACUCAGCUACGUGGCCAUUGCUUGUACUAUUUAACCCAAUUCAGAACGGACUUUGUUAGAACAUCGUCGCUACACCCUACGAGGUUAGCACAUGUUGUAGCUUGACCGCCAUUUAUCUUUUAGUAUAUCAUAGGGAUGUGCAGAGCCAGAGUAGAAAAUAACCAAACUGAAACUUAUCAGAUUUCUCAUGGAGCCUUGUAUUGUACGCAGAAAUUGAUAUGCAGGGGACCGACUACUUUCUUUGUUACUUUUGUGCCAAGGUACCGGUCUACAGUGGUGCAUGUACGGGACGUCGGCGUACCUGUACACUGGAAACCACGGUUUUUUGAUUGUGGUCUAUGCAAACGUGGUGGGCGCGUGUAUGGGUUGCUACUAUAGUUUCACGUUCUACCAGCACGUGGACCGAUCAACGCGACAAUGCGAGCGCAUGCAGCUCUACAUGGGCUGUGCAGUCACCCUUUUCACAAUGCAGCUUCUUUUUUAUCUUACACGCCCCCUGGAGCAGUUUCUCCUAGCGUCCGGCUGUCUGUCUGCGACUUUGUCGGUUGUCGUGACUCUAAGUCCGCUAGCUACGCUGCCAACGGUAUUGCGGACGCGUUCCGUCGAGUCGAUGCCAGUCGAACUUUCUCUAGUGAUUAUGCUCUCCCUUGCAUGAGUAGUACGAGAAGCAUAAGGUCCAGCGAUGUCCUUGUUUGCAACUGAACAAAAUUUGCCGCACUCUAAUGUACGCUUUGGCAGUUCGUGGCUCUGGCUCGCCUGCGGCUUGAUGCUACACGACUGGUGGAUCCUGAUACCGAAUUACGUUGGCAUUGCGGUAGGCUUCGUUUCGUGCUACCUCAUAUUCGGUUUUGCCGACCGCACCGGCAUUCAGCAGCGCAAAAUGAUGCAGUACCCUCAUGAUGCAGUAUCUUCAAUGGCCGCGAUGCAGAAUCUGAGUCACGAGUGUUAUGCCCGUGGCCGGGAGAGUACCGACGCUAUAACAUUGGUUUCGCAUAAUUUGUGCGAACCGAGCCAAUCUUGCGCGAAGUCACUCGAGGGUGGUCAGUGUGAGCAUUCUCCUCUUCUGACGAAGGAACAGGUGGUGGACAAGGGGAAGAUGAUACUCAUGGGCAAAGAACUCGUGAGUUCUAUCAGAGACGAAAAAAACCCAACUUCCUGCAGCGGCGGCCCCGAUCAACAACAUGCACCGAUGUCCAAAGCAAGCACGCGGCUGUCGACCAUCGGCGAGCCUCAAAGUAUGUCCUUCCGGAUCAGCUCAGCCGAUGCAGCCUCGUCCUUCGGAGAGCCUUACUAUGGCAGCUUUUCGCUCACUUCCGCUUCUACGGAAUGCAGUGAUUGCAAUUCCGACUACGUUAUGGGCGGCACAGGUGAAUCCUAGCCCAAAUGUCAAGGAGACGGGGAGUUGAUGGUUGCGCACUGUCAUCUGGUUCCUUUGUUUCUUAUUUUGUCAUUGGUUUCUGUUUGUCUCCCAUAGUAAGGAGAUGAGAAGACUUCCAUCUACUUGUUUCUCUCACCUUAUACUUUCGUUUUUCCAGCCUCUAUUGAUGCUACCGUGAUUACGACCAUAACCCAAUUUGGAUCUGGAUGCACGGAGCCAGCCCGCACGUCGAUAACCUAGAAAAUGAUUUUAUUCACGACUACUGAAUACUUGAUGGAAAGUGUAGUAGAAUAGAUACAGUUACAGAUGUCGGAGUCCUGCGCUGCAGAAACGACACAGCCAGAUGAUAUUUCCUUUAGGAUUUCAUUCAUACUUCAUUCUCACCCACUAUGUAUUCGGUAAAUCUCUGUGAUGUAGUUUUUUGAGAGCCUUUAUGCUCUAGUAGUUAAGCUUAAGCAUCGUGUCAAGGAGCGGUACUGUAAAUACGAGGAGGCUACUUUUUCGCUUAGUCUCUUCGCUACUCAUAAUGAAGGACGCAAAAUGAGAAGCAUUGGUAUCUUGGGGGAUGCGUUAUUGUACGACAUCAGAAGGGUAGUUCCGGUACGACUCCUCAUUAUUUUUUUGAUGGUCUCAUUCAAUGUCUGUCUCCAUUUCAAUCCCUGGUCAUGCCUAUCAAUCAAUGUUGACUAGAACAUUGGCGAUUCAGACGUCAUUUUGCGUGGUACCGACUUGUGUAGGUACCGGGUACGCUGACAUGAUCAUCUAUAAGAAGAUGUUUUAACCACAUCUGACAGAUGAAAUUUGCGUGACGGAUCCGAUGUGGCUCUGUGGACGAGUCACACUCGGGGAGCC
Messenger RNA from Amoebophrya sp. A25, 3173 nucleotides. NCBI's taxonomy places the organism in Eukaryota, Dinophyceae, Syndiniales, Amoebophryaceae. The record is from the annotation of a GenBank genome assembly.